This is a messenger RNA of Entrophospora candida, 288 nucleotides long. The record is from the annotation of a GenBank genome assembly. Lineage: Eukaryota; Fungi; Glomeromycota; Glomeromycetes; Entrophosporales; Entrophosporaceae.
AUGGCUCAUGAUCAAGUAUGGUUUUCUCGUCCUCGUCGUUAUGGAAAAGGCUCACGUGAAUGCCAUCGUGCUGGUUUAAUUCGUAAAUACAAUUUAAACAUAUGUCGUCAAUGUUUCCGUGAAUAUUCCAAAGAUAUUGGUUUUAUCAAGUCAAUUUACUUGUUGUAUGAUUAUGAAAGUUGUGAAAGAGCACCAUAUAGACUCAAUGUUCUCUUCUCUACUAUCGAAGUAAAUGAAUCGCCAUUGCUAACAUCAGGAAAUUUUGAAAGUGUUGUUGAUCUAUGCUAA